CGGUGAACUGCGUCGGAUAUGUCGGGGGACCAAAGAACUAUGAUUAAGGGGUGCCCAUCCCAAUAUGUGAAGCUCAAUGUGGGAGGCACACUCUACUAUGCCACUAUUGGAACCCUUACAAAGUAUGAUAACAUGCUCAAGGCAAUGUUCAGUGGCAGAAUGGAGGUUUUAACAGAUGCAGAAGGAUGGAUUCUGGUGGACCGAUGCGGAAAGCACUUCGGCACUGUGCUCAACUACCUGCGGGAUGGCAGCGUCACUCUGCCCGACACGGCCCGGGAGCUGGCAGAGCUCUACACCGAGGCCAAGUACUACUGCAUCCAGGAGCUGGGCGAAGCAUGCGACAGCGCGCUGAAGAAGAUGACGGACCGCGACGUGCACCCGAUCUGCCGAAUUCCGCUCAUCACGAGUAACAGGGAGGAGCAGCAGCUCAUCAGCCAGAGCAACAAGCCUGUCGUCAAGCUGCUCAUCAACCGCCACAACAACAAGUACUCGUACACCAGCGCUUCCGACGAUAACAUGCUAAAGAACCUGGAGAUGUUCGACAAGUUGAGCCUGCGCUUCAGUCAUAGGGUGCUCUUCAUCAAGGACGUGACGGCCACCAACGAGAUCUGCAUGUGGACCUUCUACGGGCGGGGCCAGAAGGUGGCAGAGGUCUGCUGCACGUCCAUCGUCUACGCCACCGACAAGAAGCAUACGAAGGUGGAGUGUCCUGAGGCUCGCAUCUACGAGGAGACGCUCAACAUCAUGCUGUACGAGGACUGCGACUCGCCUGACGCCGAGCUGAUGCAGGCCACCGCCCGCCGGCCCGGCGCCUUCGGCUACACCAGCGACGACGAGGAGCAGACGGCCGGCGCCGGCGCCGGCGCCGGUACCGGCGCGCGCAGCAAGCACGGUCUCGAGCGGCUGCGCUCUAACAAGCAGGUGGCGCGCGCGACACCGGCGCCGCCACAGCCGCUCUGAGGUCGUGCCGGAGCCGCCACUGCAGCCGCUCUGAGGUCGCGCCAGUGGCGCCAUGGCUGCUCUGAGGUCGCGCCGGGGACGCCACUGCUGAUCUGAGGUCGCGCCGGGGGCGCCACUGCUGCUCUGAGGUCGCGCCGGGGGCACCACUGCUGCUCUGAGGUCGCGCCGGGGGCGCCACUGCUGCUCUGAGGUCGCGCCAGCGCCGUGUUCGCCUCCGCCGGUCGUGUGGCGCCAGCUCUCUUGAGUGGACGCGCGCUCGGGCGUAGCGCGCACCCCUCGGUCGGCAGGGGCGUUUGUAUUCACAGGCGUGCGAUAGGAGGGCGUGGUCGAGCCGGAGCCGGCCUGCGGAGCAGCGGUGUCGGGGCGGAGCGGCCGGCCGCGCCGUCCCGCGCCGGGCUCGUGCCCAGAACGGGGGCAGGCACGAACAGCUCCGGACAUGCCAUCAACUUUGUGCUCGGGCGAAUGCAAGUGUUAUCUCGACGGCUCUUGAUCCCGCCCAAGUCAAGAGGCGGCGGUUGUCGUUGGAAGUGAGGAUCGUGCUGUCACAACGGCGCGAACAUGCCAUUUUACCCCCUUCCCCCCUUACAAUAUGCCCGGCGUGAUGUCACAAUACUGCGCUGCAGCGUGUGCUGCGUGGGAUGAAGAUACUUAAGCUUUGUUAUACGGAUCGCUUGUCAUGUUUACCGUGUCUGAUGCCACUGUUACUGUUGACUGUGUCGCCGCGCUCCGGGCGGGGCGCCGUGGAGCGCGCCCGGCCGUGGUCGGCGAACGGUCCCGGUCGGGACAUACGUAAUCAAAUGCUGCGAGCCGAGCGGGGCUCGAUGCGCGCGCGUCCCCCCCCCCCGUGCCAGCUGUGAUAUGAAACCUAGCGAACCAGGGCGAAGGGAGACUCGUGGCCAGUCAUCGUGAUCGGAGCUGUGGUGUGCGACGUAUUCAUAAUAUAUUACCCCAGCGCCGCUGGGCGUGGAGCGCC
Messenger RNA from Pollicipes pollicipes, 1933 nucleotides. Its product is annotated as BTB/POZ domain-containing adapter for CUL3-mediated RhoA degradation protein 3. Gene Ontology annotation, biological process: protein homooligomerization. Gene Ontology annotation, molecular function: protein binding. NCBI's taxonomy places the organism in Eukaryota, Metazoa, Arthropoda, Thecostraca, Pollicipedomorpha, Pollicipedidae. The coding region runs from base 19 to 960 and encodes 313 amino acids. The record is from RefSeq and is a predicted model, not a curated record. The transcript is spliced from 6 exons.